Enterobius vermicularis (human pinworm) is the source of this 309-nucleotide messenger RNA. Lineage: Eukaryota; Metazoa; Nematoda; Chromadorea; Rhabditida; Oxyuridae. The record is from the annotation of a GenBank genome assembly.
AUGCAUGAGGGGCGACGUCGUAAUGGUUGGUCGUGGCCACCAUCAUUUAGGCAAAUUCUUUGUUGGCUUAUCAUACUGUUUAUUUUACCUCUAACUGCAUUUAUGUUUGUACCACUUCACGUUUUCUAUGCUCCGUUGGUGAUAGGAGUUGUCGCUGUUUGGAUAGUGGUUUUGGUUGUUCUGUUAACUACAAUUGAUCCUGCCUACAGCAGGGUGUAUACAUUUGCCAAAGCCGUUCACUUCGAUGCAUCUAAACAUGCUCAUGUGAUUGAAAAAUUCUAUUGUAACGUCUGCCAAAUACAUGUGUAA